CUGAUGCUCCGGCGCCUUAAGCCCGCCUCUUUUGGCGCAGGCUCCGUCAAUCCUCCCCGGUGUUCCCAAGCGCCGGCUUUCAGAGAAGUGCAUCUCCUAAUCAGGUCACAUUUCAGAGGGGAUCCGAGCAUCCGUCUCUUGCCCUAAAGUCAGGCGAUCGGAGCCGGGGAGAGGGACUGAGAGAGAGAGAGGACGAAGAAGACCAAGAAUAAUUACUUGGCCACACGGGAGAGAAGAAGAAGGAGACAAGCGCAAGCUCCCGUCCCCAAGAAGGGAGGCAUUUAAAAAAGAAGAAAGAAAGGAGGGGAGGGAAAGAUGAGAGCCCGAGGCUGCUGUCUGGUGCCGCUGCUGCUUGCCCUGGCUUUGGCAGAAGGGGACGGCAAAGCCGGGAAAGAAGGCGAGAAUCCCGGCAAUUUCAUGGAGGACGAGCAAUGGCUGUCGUCCAUCUCCCAGUACAGCGGCAAGAUCAAACACUGGAACCGCUUCCGAGACGAGGUGGAGGAUGACUACAUCAAGAGCUGGGAAGACAAUCAGCCAGUUGAUGAAGGUUUGGACACCACCAAGGAUCCCUGCCAGAAAGUUAAAUGCAGCCGCCACAAGGUCUGCAUCGCCCAGGGCUACCAGCGGGCCAUGUGUAUUAGCCGCAAAAAGCUUGAGCACAGAAUCAAGCAGCCUGCCCUGAAACUCCAUGGAAACAAGGAGAGCUUGUGCAAGCCAUGUCACAUGACCCAGCUGGCAUCUGUCUGUGGCUCUGAUGGACAUACUUACAGCUCUGUGUGUAAACUGGAGCAGCAAGCCUGCCUGACCAGCAAGCAGCUGACAGUCAAGUGUGAGGGACAGUGUCCCUGUGCCCAGGGCCCAACCUCAGCCACUGACAGCAAACAAGAAACAUGUACUGGACAAGACUUGGCAGAUCUGGGGGAUCGUCUGCGUGACUGGUUCCAGCUCCUGCAUGAGAACGCCAAGCAGAACAGCUCUGGAAGUCCUGGGACCAAUCCAGUGAAUGUGCUGGACAAAAGCCUGGUGGCCAGUUGCAAAGACUCCAUUGGUUGGAUGUUUUCCAAGCUGGACACCAACAGCGACCUUUUCCUGGACCAGACGGAGUUAGCGGCCAUCAACCUGGACAAGUAUGAAAUCUGCAUCCGGCCUUUCUUCAAUUCCUGCGACACCUACAAGGACGGCCGUGUCUCCACCGCAGAGUGGUGCUUCUGCUUCUGGAGAGAGAAGCCUCCCUGCCUUGUGGAACUGGAAAGGAUUCAGAUCCAAGAAGCUGCCAAAAAGAAGCCCGGAGUUUUCAUUCCCAGCUGUGACGAGGACGGCUACUAUCGCAAGAUGCAGUGUGACCCAAGCAGUGGAGAGUGUUGGUGUGUUGACCAUCUUGGUAUGGAACUGACAGGAACAAGGAUGCAUGGGAAUCCAGAUUGUGAUGACAUUGUUGGAUUCUCAGGGGACUUUGGGAGCGGUGUCGGAUGGGAAGACGAGGAAGAGAAAGAGACCGAGGAAGCUGGCGAGGAGGCUGAAGAGGAGGAGGGAGAGGCAGAUGAUGGAGGCUACAUCUGGUAGAAGCAGCUAUCACAAGCACAGUUUGGUCGGGAUGCUGGCUGUAGGGCUGGGAGACAGCAGACAAAACUCACAGGAGAGGAACAGCUUAACAAGAUGAUCAGGAAACACAGUUGAAUGUAACUAACUAUGGCAGAAAUUGUGUGAGUGUGUAUGUGUGCGAGAGUGAGUACGUAUGCGUGCCUGCCUGGGUGAGUCUGUUCUCUUUAACUAUGGUCGUGGAGGUGAUCUGUUUUCUUCUAUCUCACAGAAGUCAAUGCUGUUAUCAAGAAACUGGGCGGGGGAGGGUGAGUGCUUUGCACUAUAGGUUCAAGGAGGUCUUUUUUAAAAUAAUAAUAUCAAUAAUAAUGGUUUAGUAAUUUAAUAGUAAUUUAAUUUUUACUUUCUGGAUUGUCAGUAACCCAUUUCAACUCCAAAUCAGGCUUGUUAAGGUAUAAGAAAUAUGUUUGCCUGUCCCCUGGAUAUCUCUAGCUGUGAUUAUCUAGCAAUAUCCUGCAGUUGUGGAUGCGUUGUUAUACCCAGAUGCACCAGAUCACUGCCGGCAUUUUGCAGGCAUACUCUGCAAAUGGGCAGGAGAUCAACCCAGCAUGCUGGAGUCUUUGUUGCAGUAGAGAAGGAGCAAUCACCAGGAUAUGAUGGACAGGCCGAGGGAUUAGGAGCAGCCCCUACUCCUUCCUCUGAAUGUCACAUCAAGGACCGUAUUGCCCAGGGCUAAGCAGCAUAUUUGCUGGUUCUAACAUGAUGCUAUCGUAUCAAGGAUUUUUCCAGUGCGGAGAAGGAACUCUAAGAUCCUUUCUUCUGGCACGUUCCUCUGGAAAUCAUUGUACCAAGUUAAUAGCUGACUUGUUACCAUUUCUGGCAGUCUUGUUUGUGGCUGUUGUUUAGAGAGUCCUAGACAGAGGAUUUCCAAACUUGCCUUCGUUUUAUCUCUUUGCUUCCCAUUUAAUUGGCAUACCAGCUAGGACGGUGGAAUGGGAAGCUUCCUGAUCAUCUCUGGAUGCCCAAACAGAAGAUGUUUGGACAUGGAAAUGAUGGAGAAUGCUACUGAAGGGAAAGACUAAAGAGAUUAAAAUGUUUUGGGAAGACAAAUCAGAAAGGCAGAAAAGGUGACUCAAAGCAGAAAGCAGCCCCAGCUGGAAAUCAUACCCCAUUAGGAAGGAUAAACCAGUCACUUUGGAGUUUUUACCAUUUGUUUCACUGUUGGCUGGUUCAUUUCUCAAGAGGCAUGGUGCUUUCUUCCUGUGUUGUUUUCCAAGUGGGUGGAGUUUCCUGCUUUUCUUCUCAAUUGGGCUAAAGCACCAUGACAAAUUGUGAUUCUCUUAUUAGAAGAGAAGGUCUCCACUUCCACAUAUUUACAGACUCUCAGUGCUUUGUAGGCAUGCUUUGCAGCCAGGUCUGCCCUUCUGUGACAUAAACAAAGGAUAUGUGGGUUUGUGUGUGCGUGUGUGUGUGUGUGCAUGGGUGUGCGUGGAGAAUGGGGAACAGCCAGCUUGGCUUACAUUGAGCAUUCCAUAGCUUAUGCAAAACUGAGCUUCCAGUAGAGCCAUGUAGACUUGAUGUGCUUCAGCAUAUCCUUCAAAUAUACGGAAUAACCAUGGGAUUUUUAAAUGAGCUAACCUCCCAGUCAGCCUAGUUACUUACUUGCAGUGGUCCCAUAACAGAGAAUUCUGUUGUAGCCCAGCUGUGACAAUAAAACGCACCUUGAUGUGUUGA
Molecule: messenger RNA, 3273 nt
Organism: Pogona vitticeps (central bearded dragon)
Lineage: Eukaryota; Metazoa; Chordata; Lepidosauria; Squamata; Agamidae
Source: RefSeq, a predicted model, not a curated record